UUGCAAAACCGCCGGUAGUGCUUCGCCUGUGACCAUGUCAAACCCGUAGUGAUCGCAAUGGUGGGGGAAGACGAUUACGACAAGCUCUGCAAGGUGGUCCUGGUGGGUGAUGUCUCGGUGGGAAAGACGCACAUCUUGUCGCGUUACAUGAAGGACGACUUGCCGAAGGCACCUGCGGCCACCAUUGGAGUGGAAUUUGCCACGAAGACAUGCAAGUUGCCUUCGGGGACGAACAUUAAGGCACAGAUUUGGGACACUGCCGGGCAGGAGAGAUAUCGGGCCAUCACUCGCGCACAUUAUCGGCGCGCCGCCGGCGCGGUCUUGGUCUAUGACGUCACCAGGCAGGAGACGUUCCGAAGCUGUUCCAAUUGGGUGGCGGAAGUGCGUGAAGGUGCUUUGCCGGAUGCUACCAUCAUUUUGGUGGGCAACAAGAUUGACUUGGUGGAGCAAGACCCUUCCACGCGGCAGGUGUACCACGAUGUGGCGCAAGAGUUUGCGCGGCAGAACGGUCUGCUCUUUAUUGAGGCCAGUGCAUUGUCGGGGGCGCAUGUGAAGGAAGCCUUCGACAUCCUUUUCGAAGAGGUCACUGUGAAGUCUCCAAAAGAGUCCAAGAAUGAGUCCGACGGCGCGGUGUCGGACUAUGGAGCCGGUGUCACGAUUUCGCCCUCGAACCGCAAAAACAAAACAUCAGGCUGUGAAUAUUGUGGCUGAAGGCAGAAGCCGUGAAGCAGCAUGGAUUUGUCCAUGAGCCCCGUUGCAGAUGAUGGGACAGGAUGAAAACUGCUCUCGACAGUGGAAAAUCUUGGGGAUGACC
Cladocopium goreaui is the source of this 814-nucleotide messenger RNA. NCBI's taxonomy places the organism in Eukaryota, Dinophyceae, Suessiales, Symbiodiniaceae. The record is from the annotation of a GenBank genome assembly.